AUGGAAGGUACUGUUGAAGAGGUGGACCCUAGGUACGGAACAGUGAUGGUUAUCGGGGAAGAUGGGGUGGCACAGCCUUAUGAAGAUUUUAGGGUAGAAAAUAAGAGAUCUUUCAAAAAGCCCAAAAUAAAGACACAUAAAGCAAAUGGAAGUCAUGGAGAACAAAUGCUUAGCAUAUUCAACAUCAUGUCUGAUUUUAUCAUAUCAUCCAUGCUUUAACAGCCCUCAGUGGAGCUACAAAGGAUUGACACUACUAACCUGAUAUUGCCCUUUAGACCAGUGAGAAGAAACAGGGGCUUAAGAUGAAGACCUUUCUAGCACAAAAACAGAAACAGAAUUUUCUGAUUUUUAUUUCAAGAAAUUCCCAAUUUGUGGGAAGACAUGAAGCGGCACCAGAGAAUCCACACAGGAGCACCCAUUUCAGUGUCUUCAGUGUAGGAAAUGCUUCCAACACUGUUUUGAUCUGGCGACACAUCAUACUUGUAAAGUAGUUGUGUUAAAACCUAAAAGAUGAAGGACCUGAAAUGUCAAAUAAGUCCAAAGUGUGCGGAUGGAUGCUAUCUCGCGCUUCAGACUUGUCUAGGCACUUGAAAACCCAUUCCCAGGAUCACCCUGGAACGUAUAAGUACUUAAACAAUAUGAGGGUUCAUGAAGAGGCUUGUCUAAUCGAGAAAGGGCAUCCAGGGGAGGUUCUCUCUGGAGAGAGCAUUUGUCCUUCAGCUAUGGGACAGAAAGACCCAGAGCUAUCUGACAGUGCACAGCAGCAACCAUCUCCAGGGGGGAAAGACAGUUGUCCAAGACAAACCAGAAAAGCACAUGCUAAGCAGAAAUCUCACAAUCUCCCGUUGCCAGCAUACCUCAGAGUUCGUCCUCCAUCAACACCGCUGUUGAGGAGGAGCGGCCACACACCGAUAAGAUUCCCCCGAACCACAAAACCUCAGAAAGCGCUCCCCCAUCAUUGUUUUAUGUAUGAUAAGAGUUACAAGGACCCAGAAAGCUUGGCGAAACAGACUUAAAUGUGAAAUAGACUCCAAAGAAUCACAUAGCAGAUCUCCAGCUAGUGAUGAGAUGGACUCAGAGAUGUCCAGCGAAACAUUCCAGAAACCUGAGGGAGAGGACACAGAGCCAUCCAGUGGAACUCCCCGAGGCCACCAGUACACCACAGGGCCCAUCUUACAAACCAUCUAGUGAACAUAGCCAGAGCAAAACACACAAACUGUCAAAAGUGUGCUGCAUUUGCAAAAAGUGUUUGCCAAAAUCUAGUAGCAUGAAAGUUCAUAUAAGAUCCCACUCAGAACUGUUCACAUGAGAUCCAACUCAGAACUACACCCUCACACAUGUGGUAGGGUUUCAGAUGUUUUCGGAAGAUGGGCAGGGACUUUCCUAGCUUCAGGGGAAAGCUGGUUCCACCAUUGGGGUGCCAGGACAGAGAAGAGCUUGGACUGGGCUGAGCGGGAGCUGCCCUCCCAUAGGGGUGGGAGGGCCAAGAGACCUGAUGUCGCAGAAUGGAGUGCUCGGGUUGGGGUGUACAGUUUGAGCAUAGCCUGAAGGUAGGGAGGGGCAGUUCCUCUUGCUGUUCCGUAGGUAAGCACCAUGGUCUUGUAGUGGAUGCGAGCUUCAACUGGAAGCCAGUGGAGUGUGCGGCGGAGCGGGGUGACAUGAGAGAACUUGGGAAGGUUGAAAACCAGGCGGGCUGCUGCGUUCUGGUUAAGUUGCAGGGGUUUGAUGGCACAAGCAGGGAGCCCAGCCAACAGCGAGUUGCAGUAGUCCAGACGGGAGAGGACAAGUGCCUGGAUUAGGACCUGUGCCGCUUACUGUGUGAGGUACGGUCGUACUCUACGGAUGUUGUAGAGCAUGAACCUGCAGGAGCGGGUCACUGCUUUGAUGUUUGCAGAGAAUGACAGGGUGUUGUCCAGUAUCACGCCAAGGUUCUUUGCACUCUGUGAGGGUGACACUGUGGAGUUGUCAACCGUGAUGGAGAGGUCUUUGAGCGGGCAGGCCUUCCCAGCGAGGAAGAGCAAUUCCGUCUUGUCGAGGUUGAGCUUGAGGUGUUGGGCCGACAUCCUCAACCACGCUCAAGGUCCUAAACGAUAUUAUAACCGCGAUCGAUAAAAGACAGUACUACGCAGCCGUCUUCAUCGACCUGGCCAAGGCUUUCGACUCUGUCAACCACCGCAUUCUUAUUGGCAGACUAAAUAGCCAUGGUUUCUCUAAUGACUGCCUCGCCUGGUUCACCAACUACUUCUCAGAUAGAGUUCAAUGUGUCAAAUCGGAGGGCCUGUUGUCUGGACCUCUGGCCGUCUCUAUGGGGGUGCCACAGGGUUCAAUUCUCGGGCCGACUCUAUUCUCUGUGUAUAUCAAUGAUGUCGCUCUUGCUGCUGGUGACGCUCGGAUCCACCUCUAUGCGGACAACACCAUUUUGUAUACAUCUGGCCCUUCAUUGGACACUGUGUUAACAAACCUCCAAACGAGCUUCAACGCCAUACAACACUCCUUCCGUAGCCUCCAACUGCUCUUAAACACUAGUAAAACUAAAUGCAUGCUCUUCAACCGAACGCUGCUUGCACCCGCCCACCCGACUAGAAUCACUACUCUCGGCGGGUCUGACCUAGAGUAUGUGGACAACUGCAAAUACCUAGGUGUCUGGUUAGACUGUAAACUCUCAUUCCAGACUCACAUUAAGCAUCUCCAAUCAAAAGUUAGAUCUAGAAUCGGCUUCCAAUUUCACAACAAAGCCUCCUUCACUCAUGCUGCCAAACAUGCCCUCGUAAAACUGACUAUCCUACCAAUCCUUGACUUCGGCGAAGUCAUUUACAAAAUAGCCUCCAACACUCUACUCAGCAAAUUGGAUGUAGUCUAUCACAGUGCCAUUCGUUUUGUCACCAAAGCCCCAUAUACUACCCACCAUUGUGACCUGCACGCUCUUGUUGGCUGGCCCUCACUACAUAUUCGUCGCCAAACCCACUGGCUCCAGGUCAUCUAUAAAUCACUGCUAGGCAAAUCCCUGUCUUAUCUUAGCUCACUGGUCACCAUAGCAACACCCACCCGUAGUCUGCGCUCCAGCAGGUAUAUCUCUCUGGUCAUCCCCAAAGCCAACACCUCCUUUGGCCGCCAUUCCAUCCAGUUCUCUGCUGCCAAUGACUGGAACGAACUGCAAAAAUCUCUGAAGCUGGAGACUCUUAUCUCCCUCACUAAUUUUAAGCGUCAGUUGUCAGAGCAGCUUACCGAUCACUGCACCUGUACACAGCCAUUCUGAAAUUAGCCCACCCAACUACCUCAUCCCCAUAUUGUUUUUUAUUUUGCUAAUUUGCACCCCAGUAUCUCUAUUUGCACAUCAUCUUUCGCACAUCUAUCAUUCCAGUGUUAAUACGAAAUUGUAACUAUUUUGCACUAUGGCCUAUUUAUUGCCUUACCUCCAUAACUUACUACAUUCGCACACACUGUAUAUAUAUUUUCUGUUGUAUUUUUGACUUUAUGUUUUGUUUACCCCAUAUGUAACUCUGUGUUGUUGUUUUUAUCGCACUGCUUUGCUUUAUCUUGGCCAGGUCGCAGUUGUAAAUGAGAACUUGUUCUUAACUGGCUUACCUGGUUAAAUAAAGGUGAAAUAAAUAAAAUAAAAAUCUAAGUUGAGAUAUCUGCCAGGCACGCAGAGAUGCUUGUCACCACCUGGGUGUCAGAAGGGGGGAAGGAGAAAAGUAGUUGAGUGUCAUCCGCAUAGCAAUGAUAGGAGAGACCAUGUGAGGAUAUGAUGGAGCCCAGUGACUUGGUGUAUAGAAAGAAGAAGAGAGGGCCUAGAACCGAGCCCUGUGGGACCCCAGUAGUGAGAGUACAUGGUGCAGACACAGAUCCUCUCCACGUCACCUGGUAGGAGAGGCCUGCCAGGUAGGAUGCAAUCGAAGAGUGUGCAUAGCCUGAGACACCCAGCCCUGAGAGGGUGGAAAGGAGGAUCUGAUGGUUCACGGUGUCGAAGGCAGCGGAUAGAUCUAGGAGGAUGAGAACAGAGGAGAGCGAGUCAGCUUUGGCAGUGCAGAGAGCCUCCGUGACACAGAGAAGAGCAGUCUCGGUUGAGUGACCCGUCUUGAAGCCUGACUGGUUAGGGUCAAGAAGCUCGUUCUGAGAGAGAUAAUGAGAAAGUUGAUCAAAGACAGUACGCUCAAGUGUUUUGGAAAGAAAAGAAAGAAGGGAGACAGGUCUAUAGUUUUUUACAUCAGAUGAGUUGAGUGUUGCUUUCUUGAGGAGGGGAGCAACUCAGGCCAUUUUGAAGUCAUAGGGGACGCAGCCAGUGGUCAGGGAUGAGUUGAUGAGGGAAGUGAGGAAUGGGAGGAGGUCUAACAGACUCUCCCCACUGUAUUUGUAAGCAGGGACACGAUCAAUAUGGACACCAUCCAAAGUACAUAUGCUUAAAUCAUGAGAGUUAUUUUUAUGCGCUCUAGAGAACAACAUAUACUUAUUUUUACCUGCAUUCAGUACUAAUUUCAGGUCAAUAAAGUUUUUCUGUAAUACAAUGAAGGCAGGCUGUAGUUCAGAUAGAGCCUGGUCAUCUGUGGGGGCAAUAGCAUACACAAAAGUAUCAUGUGGUCCUCUGUAGCUCAGCUGGUAGAGCACGGCGCUUGUAACGCCAAGGUAGUGGGUUCGAUCCCCGGGACCACCCAUACACAAAAAUGUAUGCACGCACGACUGUAAGUCGCUUUGGAUAAAAGCGUCUGCUAAAUGGCAUAUUUAUUUAUUUUUAUUUAUCAGCGUACAAGUGCAGGUUACAAUUUUUUACAGACAAAUCAAUAUUGUAAAUGUAAACAGUAAAAUGUACAGGACCAAGAAUCGACCCCUGCGGGACACCUUUUAUAAUAUCCAGCCCGCGCAAUAUUUGGGUUGUCAAUUAAUUUUGGCCCGCUUCCAUACAGCCUGCGAUGUGUUGCACUACAAAUCGCAGCAAGCACUGCCAAUGUGCUGCAUGCCAAACUGCAGUGCUAAUUAGCUACUAAUGUGGCUAUCCUAAAGAACUACAAAUGCCAUGAUGAUCUGGACGAGACUGCCUGUUAUGAUGAGUUUCUCGGGUAUCAAAGAAUCAAGGAUGCAAGGAUAUACUUAGACACUUUGUAGACAGUUAAUGCAAAUGUUUAAUGAUCGGUACCGGGUUCGUUACAACAAUGACCAGAGCUUUGCCCUUGGUGUUACGAACUAACUUGAACAAAGAAGACACUCUACCUUAUAUACCUUCUGUUACCCUCUUCUUGGCAUACAUCUGGUAAGUCUCCAUGGGCACUCCCUGUCUUUGAUGUUCAUCACCCUUAUCCCAAGUCAGUAUCCUGUCCAUCAAUCAUGCUAUCCUAAACAUCAGUAAUCUCCUUUGACAUAAUGGAAUGUAGACUUUCUGUCUCCUAACCACUUAUCUAGUAACUCUAACCUGUUCCCCACGAUACUAUGACAUGACAUCAUUACACUAUAAAAACAUCAUAUCACUGCCGAAGCAAGGCAAAUGUAAGAAUCUCUGGAUAAACAAUCUAAUGUUAGCUAAAUAUAGGAAUUAAUAAAAUGGUAAAAUGUAUUUAAAUGUCUAAUUCUGUGAACUGUCUUGUGCAAGUUUUAAAUUGACACAAUACCUGUUAGCAAAGGUUUCAGCUAGAGAUUACAUGCAGGAGCUUGCAGGGAUUUGUAGUCUUGCAUGAUGUCUACUUUGAUGCUAAUUAGCAUUUUCGAAUCUUAGAGUAAAUAGAGCCGAAUAGAUUGAUAAAAGUCACCUUGUCCGAGAGAGAUUUACAUGGUUAUCAAAACGUCACGCCAGGGAAAGCCUAUACGAAACACAACCCUUAUUUGAAGUGUUUCUUAAAUUCCCUAUGGGAAAAAUGAAUGGUGGAGAAACGAUUGGAACCAUUUCCCUGUUUGAUCGCCUGGUUUUAUGGGUAUUAGGACACCUCCACUGUGGGGCUCUAUAUGGUGAUCGGAGUAUGGGCGAGUGGGUGUGUCGAACAGAAGGUAGUGGGUGUGUCAAAAGGAGUGGGUGUGUCAAAAGGAAAGUAAUGGGUGUGUGGAAAGGAGUGGGUGUCUCUAGGUUAGAUGGUUCCUUCCGUUUCUUACCAUGCAGCUACCGUUCAUUGAGGUACCGUACCGCAAGAGUUUGGACUUCUGUUUUUAAGCCAGAGUAGGAGUCUGAGUAAUAUUUCACUGUUAGUUUUACACAAGUAAUUGUACAUUUUCAGUUAUUAAACUGACAAUGUUUUAUUUUUUAUUAAAAGUAUUGAUGAUGGGUGUAUUGUUGCUUCAUGUGUUGUAUGCAUGAAGCAACUCAUUUCGACACACCCACUACUUUCCUUUCGACACGCCCACUCCUUUCCUUUCGACACACCCACUCAUUUCCACACGCCCACUACUUUCCUUUCGACACACCCACUCACCCAUAUUCCGGUCGCCAUAUUGAGAUGCAGAUACCCCCUUCUCCUUCAAGUCGGCAGGCAGGCCGAUACAACAACACAUGUGCACUGGUCGCCGUUUAUCGACUCAUCAUGCAGCCCAAUCAGCGACACAAAACAUUAAUGAGUGGCAACAAAUCUGCCCAAUUAGCUGAUUCGCUUUCCAUAUACCCACUCCACAGAUAGAACAAUGAGACAGAUAUUUCACCGGAUGUAUAAAUGUGAAGCAUCCGCUUGGCGGCCCAUUGGCCGGCAGUGGGAGAAGAUGGAACGAGAUGGAUUUUGGCUGACAUCGUGCUAAUUUUCUCAUAGAUUAAACAUUUAAUCUCAAUACAGUUUUCUGUUCCCAAAACUCAAAUCUGUUACGAACAGAGUGGACAAAGUUUUGUAGACUUUACUUUAAAAAAAAAUAAAAAAUUUAUGAGUGCAGAGGCGAAUUGAGUUAUUGCAAAUGCGCACUUCACAGAGUAGGCGUUCCCUAACGGAAAUAUGCAAAUGUGUGCUAGAACGCGGCAAUAGGAUCUCGCUAGAUCGUCCUUGGCUCUGCCCACCUCCUUGCUUGUUCUGCCCACUAUGACUAAUUUGUUCCCGUUUGAAACGACGGGCUGUGGUCUCUUGGUAUAGUUAUAAAAAUCUUUGCCCACUCCUUUUAACACACCCACUCACCCAUACUUCGGUCGCCAUUUUGGGCUGCAGCUUCCCAAUUUUUCAUAAAAGCAUUUCCACCAACAUUUCUCGCAGAAUUAAUUUUACAGACACAAAAAUAUCUCACUUGGUCUAGCGUAUAUUGUUUUGUCGACAUUUUGAAAGUUUACAGAAAAAAAUUAUGUUUCCAUCAGGCCUGUCAUUACAUGUUUUAUUCGACAUGUACUUUACUCGCAUGAAAAGGUUGGAUGGAAACCUGGUUACUGAGCAAUUAUUGCACACAAUUUUUCUUGAGGCAAGUCUAAGUUUGGUAGCCGAAGUCUACGCCCCUUCUUUGGUGAUCGGUCAACAGUACAACAGGAGUGGGAACAUGAAGUGUUUGUUGCUAUUCAACAAGUUUUCAUGAUUUUUCUUUUACGAGAAACACUGCACCAAGCAUCUUAUGUAGAUGUACAGUAAGAUUGUGCGACUAAGACAUCCUUGACAAAAACAACAAAAUGUCUGACAUUUCUUGAUUGAUCUUAGAUUAAUUCAGACUACUUUGAGGUAGUACUUCUGGCAAUGUUGUUGCUACGGUGGCUCUAGAGGGACAAACAACAGUAAUAUUUAUGCUUUUUCUCUAGGCAAAACAUUGUAUUAAACAAUUUAAACAAUUUAGGACUUUGUUUAGACUGAAGAACAUACUGUAUAGUACGUUUUUAGGAAGUAUGAGCGCCUAUCUGAGUUCUGCUAGAAGCAAACAGAACCUAUGUAUAUGGACACCAAGUGGUCAUGCCACAGAUAGAAAAUGUGCUUUAGUUAUAAAUGGUCGUGUUCGAAAUCCAUGAUGCAUUGUGGGGCAAUGGUGACUGACUGAUCUACAAAUAAUAAUGAGUAGUUAUUGACGAUGCUUUGUAGAUCAGUCAGUCGGCUCAAUGUCCAACAAGCCCAAUAUCUAUAUGUGGUUACGCUUGAGGAGCUACACGUUUACCGGUACUUCGUGUUACAUUUAAAUAGGUCCCCCGCAGUCUUGUUCGACAACGCACACACAGUGGCACCAAAUAUUAUCUAAUAUAUUGACAAGAUUAUCGAGUGACCACUCCAACAAUGGAAAUGCAUAUCCUCAAAGAUGGACGGCAGGUGAGAGGAGGCGAGAUCAGGUGGGACCAUUCUAGCCAAUGAGAGGGCAGAAACGCCACAACUCCGAUAUAAAGUUGUUUUCAAAGUUGCCGAAAUGCCGCAUUCGUAACAACCUAACCAUUACGAAACGUCUAUUCAAUCAAAUAAGCCUGACGCAGCAAAUUAGCAAUUACAUAUUUUGUUAACCAAAUUCGCCACUAAUGACCUCCAUACAAAAAUAAUUACUUCCUGGCCUUAUUUUCGUGGACAGAUUUUGAGCGGCGUAAACCCUCUCGCUUCGCCUCUUCCUCUCUGGUGAUACUUUCUUAUAUGCAGUCAUUGGGUGGCACACAUUGGCAAAAACGAUUGGCAUUUUCGUGUGUUUGGUGUGACUGCAGUGGAGAGACAUGCAAAAACAAAUGUCUGGGGGGAAAGGUAACAUAUUUAUAGCUAGCUAUGCGUAAGAUACUAGCGCUAGAUAGGACAUACUUAGCUAGCAAGCUACUGUUUUGUGCGGGAACUGGACUCGUUCCAGAACGUCUAAAAUAUGUUUUGUGGGUCUGUUAUUUGGAAUUAUUGAAGUUGUGCAGCAUUUCUAUACCUCUCUGAUUUCAUGCACGUUCUUCUAUUGAAUAAGGCAGUAGAAUAAUUAAACUUCCUUGACGUUUUAGCUUGCUAGCUAACAAGCUAAUUUAUUUGCUGCUUUGCGGUCGUUUCACCGCUUCUCUAGGCCCUUCCAGAAACAACCCCUACUACCUGUCCCCAUUAUUUUAGAUCCACGCUUUGAUCAACUCCCCUAAGCUAAUCAAAAGGAAGACUCGGUGACUCCAAGAGAAGGGCUAGGGGUUGUUUCUGGAUGGACAAGUUCUUCUCUCUCUCUCUCACUCACUCACUCACAAAACAUUCUUGACAAUGACACACAUAGUAACACAUAGUAUUGGCAAAAUAGUUCCACAAGCUAAAAUUUGAUAUGCCGUGCAAUAAUAGGUGCUUGAUUUGUGAACAACCUACGUCAAAUUCUCUGUUUCAGGUCCCCCCCUUCCUCUCCCCUCUCUGCGCCUCAUGGUCCCACCACUGCGGCUGGUCUCAGCAGCCAUCUGGCAGACGGUCCAGCAGAGACACGUAAUGGAUUAUGGGAUGCUGGAAGAGUUUGUUACCAUGGUCACAGAGAUGGUUCCAGAGCUUCUGAACCUCAGACAGAAGGCCCAACUUAUUCUGGGUCUUCGAGCACGGGUGAGAGAGAGGGGUUGAGCUGGUGCUCAUCAUUAAGGGGGGAAAGAUGGGAUAUGAUCAUAAUUAGUCAUGUUGAAAUAAGUCUCCUGACUGGUUUGUUCUGGUUUCAGCUGGUACUGGAGUUGUGUCGCUCCAAGCCGAUCGCUGACCUCCAGACCAUUCAGCCACACCUGGACAGGAUAGAGAUCCUCACACCUUUCUGGGGUACACAGGUGAGCUCCUAAGGACAGAGGCUCAGCAAAGGUUUACAUCAGUCAGUCAAUCAGCCAGUCAGUCAGUCCCACACAACUGAUAUGAUAAUGAUCAUUAUAACAAAAGUAUUUUCUUUCUUGCAGACUGAUGAUGGAGAUUUAUCUGAAUCCAACUUUCUGGGGCUGAUUCAAACCCUGCUGAACGACCCAGAUGAGAUGGAACACUUCUUCCAGGUCAGUGUGGCUUUGGAAUAGCUGUGUAGGUAUACUACUACCCAGAAGUGCACGCUCACAAUCCAUCUUAUUUAUAAACCAUGCUGACCAAUGUUGACCUUUUUGUAAGGCUGUAUGUGUCCAUGUGAGUUGCAGGUGCCUAAUGUUCUUAUACCAGAUGUGAUUUAUUUUAUACUAAUUUCUUAUUCCCUCUCAGGAUGUUUUUCCUGUGGAAUUUGGUCCCAACUAUGAUGCAGCAAUAGAGAAACUCAUGUGUCAGUUUCUUUCAAGACUUGAGAAGCUACUUCCAGUAUCAAACUUUCAACAGGUACUGAAAUUAGAAUAAUACCAUCAUCAAUUCAGUGAAGGAUCACUAUUCACAAAGGUUCAUUCAUAGAGUAUCUUUUGAAUCACCCCUAAAUCGUAUCUAUUUUCCUUCUGUGUCAGGCUGCGUCCCUGCUCAGCGAUGUCCCCUCUGUUCUGGAGGAAUGUGUUCAGUCUGUGUCUCACCCUCAGCAGCUGAAAACCCUUCUUCAGUACUACAGAGACCUUGGCCAGCUGGACAACCAUGGUAGGCAUCUCUCACAGGACCCAUGUAGAUGUGGGCCAAUCUUCUGUAGGGGACAUUGACAUUAUUCACUAUUUAACCAUUGUCUUUAAUUUCUUGCUUCCCUUUCUAGAUACUCUGUCUUCUUCCGAUGGGGACUGCAUUCUCUCAGCUCUCUGUCUCCCUCCAGUAGAAAGGGUGGUGAUUGCAACCGAACAGACAGAGUCAGAAACACAGACAUUAUCCUUGAAUGUCUUUAUGGAUACAUUCACCAAAGAGUUGGAGGUGGACUCUGCAACACUGACAGAGUACACAGAGAUGGAACCCGGGACAAGUAUGGAUGUAAUAGGAAGAGAGGAGAGGGUGGAAUGUGAGAAAAGCAACAAACAAGCUAUAGAGUUUGCUGACCCUGUGGAACAUGAGGACAUGGCGGUUCAUGCCGGUAAUGAAGAAGAGAAUGUUCUGGGGAUUGGACCAGUAGAAGAUGAGACUGAAGGUAUUGUUGAAGAAGUGGAUCCCAGGUACGGAACAGUGAUGGUUAUCGGGGAAGAUGGGGUGGCACAGCCUUAUGAAGAUUCAAGCAUCAGAAAGCCCCAAAUAAAAACUCAGAAAGACAGUGGAAGUCAUGGAGAACAAAUGAAAAGCAUAGAUGUAUCUGAUACGAUUAUAUCCUCAAUGCUUCACAAGCCUUCAGUGGAGCUUCAAAGAAUUGACACUACUAACCUGAUAUUGCCAUCUAGACCAGUUAGACAAAACAGGGGGCUUAAGAUGAAGACAUUGCUAGCACGAGAACGGAAACAAACCAAAACAGAAUUUUCAGAAGAAAAUACAUUCAAGAAAUGCCCAAUUUGUGGGAAGACUUUCAGUCGAGGUGCAGACAUGAAGCGGCACCAGAAGAUCCACACAGGUGAGCGCCCAUUUCAGUGUCUCCAGUGUAGGAAACGCUUCCUGUAUCAUUUUGAUCUGAGGAGACAUCGGCAAAAUGUGUGUAAAGUAGUUGUGUCAGAACCUGAAGGUGAAACAUCCAAGCAGCUCAAAGGCAAAGGUGAAAGACCUGAAAUGUCGAAUAAGAGUUACAAGGACCCACAAAGCUCGGAGAAACCGAGACUAAAAUGUGAAAAAGACUCCAAGAAAAGGCGUAGCAGAUCUCCAGCUAGUGAUGAGAAGGACUCUGAGAUGCCCAGCGAAACAGUCCAGAAACCUGAGGGAGGAGACACGGAGCCAUCCAGUGAUGUUCCUCUUGAGGCAACACCUGAGGACAGUGACUCGUCCUCAACCAGUACACCCCAGGACCCAUCUUACGACCCAUCUGGCGAACCUAGCAAGACCGAAAAACACAAACAGUCAAAAGUGUGCUGCAUUUGCAAAAAACGUUUGCCAAAAUCUUACAGCAUGAAAGUUCACAUGAGAUCCCACUCAGAUCUGCGCCCUCACAAAUGUCCUCAUUGUGGGCAGACGUUCAAGAACAUCUAUGAUAUGAGGAAGCACAUUGUAAAGACAGUGUGCAAGGUGCUGCGAGCUGAUCCUGAAGAGGCCCAGGCCCAGGUAGAUGCACUCACCCACAGCCCUCUCCACUGCACUGAGUGCAGUAGGAUGUUUGCAGACCCAGUAAAGCUAGAUAGACAUAAGCUGUCGCACAAGCCUUUGAAAUGCACCAUGUGUGAAAACAGCUUCAACGGG
Molecule: messenger RNA, 12014 nt
Organism: Coregonus sp. 'balchen'
Lineage: Eukaryota; Metazoa; Chordata; Actinopteri; Salmoniformes; Salmonidae
Source: the annotation of a GenBank genome assembly